This is a messenger RNA of Aspergillus thermomutatus, 933 nucleotides long. RefSeq names its product J domain-containing protein. The coding region runs from base 1 to 933 and encodes 310 amino acids. The transcript has a single exon. Lineage: Eukaryota; Fungi; Ascomycota; Eurotiomycetes; Eurotiales; Aspergillaceae. The record is from RefSeq and is a predicted model, not a curated record.
AUGCUCAAGAAACCCAAUACCCUUUGCUACGGUGGUCUCCAACUGCUGAUUCCGUCCUCUUCCUCCCCGCCACCCGCCUCACGCUCGGCCAGAGGUCGACCAUGGUGCUUCCCGUCCCACAGACUAUACGCAACUGCACACGAACUUCAUGAUAAGGAUCUUUCAUGGCCCGCCUCUUCGUGUUUCACGCCCUAUGAUGUGUUCAAACAAGACCGAGGCGCUCCAUACUCGAAGAGCCGCUUCUACGAUUUGGUGAAGAUCUACCACCCGGACCGACCGUGCAAUGAUCACCCGCUCUGUAGACACCUCACACCUGAGGUGCGACUCCAGCGGUAUCAUCUCAUCGUAGCAGCUCAUGAGAUUCUAUCGGAUCCAACGAAGCGAGCAGCCUACGAUCAAUUCGGUACCGGCUGGAGUCUCCAUCCCUCACGAGGACCCCACACACAGUCCUCCUGGUCCAGAACAGCAUCGGGUGACUACCACCCUAUCUACGCCAAUGCGACAUGGGAGGACUGGGAGAAAUGGUAUAACCGCCAUCAGCCGAAACAGCAACAGAUCGUCGACCAUCGGACCUUUGUGACGUUCAUCUUUCUUCUGGUCCUUUUCGGAAGUGCUGUGCAAGCCUCCUGGAUUGGCCAGCUGAGUACGGGGUAUGAGGAAAGACUUCGGGGGCUCAACGAGGAGUCGAUGCGAUUACUUACUGGGCGAAGGGAGGCUACCGUCAAGCAAAUGGGAUCAUCCCAGGCUAGGGUAGAGCAUUUCCUGAUACGGAGAGACCCGUCGGGAUCAGGGUUGAAGGAGGAAGAGCAACCAGUAUACGAAAAGGUUCUUCAUUCUCGUAAGAAGACACCCGAUGCCCCUUUGGAAAUCGAGGAUCCGGGCCCUCCGCACUCUCAAUCUGAUGGUACCCAGAAACUGGUCAAAAAUUCCUGA